Paramecium pentaurelia is the source of this 478-nucleotide messenger RNA. The record is from the annotation of a GenBank genome assembly. NCBI's taxonomy places the organism in Eukaryota, Ciliophora, Oligohymenophorea, Peniculida, Parameciidae.
AUGUCUUAUUAACUGAAGGGACUCAAUGCUAAAAGAUUAUAAUAGAUAAAUCAAUCAACAUUCAAGACACGUAAAAGUUAAGAUUAUCCUUGCGACCUUUCUUAUGAAUACCAACCUCGAAACAAUUCUUUCAAACACACUAGAGCUAUUACUCAACAUAAUUAAAGACUAAUAAAUGAGGAUGAAAUAUCAAAGAUGGUAAGACCUUAAACUUCAGAGGGGACCAGACGAAUGAGAAUAAAAGAAAAGCAUACUGAAAUUGGAAAUCUGAAUUCAAACUUAAAAUGUGAUAUACUUGAAUGUGAAAAUGAAGAAGAUAAUUAGUAUAACAUUAUUCAUUUACAAUAGAGAAUAACAAUUAGAGAUAAAUUAUCAUAUUAUAUGUAAUUCAAGUAACACUACUAGAAGCUUAAAACCUAAAAUUCCAUUUUAGACAACUCUCGAUCAAGAUUUUAUAAGUUUGUUCGCCAAUGAUUGA